AUGUCAAAACUCCCCUCCCACCUGCCGAGGCCAACAAGCCUCCUCGCCCUCCGCCCGACCCUCACAUCAACGCCUCUCGCCUCGCCGGCACCAUACAACUCCACAACGCCCACCACUCUUACGACAACGCAGGUCCGCGCAGCAACCUUCGUCCCCCGCGUCCGCCGCCCCUACACCUUCACCCAGCUCAUCCAGCUCUCCGACGGCUCGACCUACACCCUGCGCUCCACCUCGCCCACCCCGCUCGUCCGCUCCGCAAAGGACUCCCGCAACCACGCCCUGUGGCAGCCCACCGACAAGUCCCUCCAGAACGUCGAGGUCGACGAGGCCGGAAAGCUCGCCGCCUUCCGUCAGCGUUUCGGCCGCGCCUUCGAUCUCGCCGAGGGCCCCAAGGACGCCGAGGGCGGUGACGCCGCAAAGGCCGGUAGCGGAAAGGAUGCCGCUGCGGCAAAGGACAAGGACGCCGCCGCCGCCGCCGCUGAGGACGACGCCUACGACCUGGGUGAUUUGAUCGGCGACUAUGGCGCUUCCAUCGACCAAAACAAAUUGAAGUCAGCCAAGACCUUUGGAAAGGUCAAGGGUGCAUCAUAG
Molecule: messenger RNA, 591 nt
Organism: Colletotrichum siamense
Lineage: Eukaryota; Fungi; Ascomycota; Sordariomycetes; Glomerellales; Glomerellaceae
Product: 54S ribosomal protein L36
Exons: 1
Coding region: 1-591 (196 amino acids)
Biological process (GO): mitochondrial translation
Cellular component (GO): mitochondrial large ribosomal subunit
Molecular function (GO): structural constituent of ribosome
Source: RefSeq, a predicted model, not a curated record